GAGAACAUCACCAAGCCAGAAAGUAAAUAAAACUAAUGGUGAGCUCAGAAGAGUAACUGAAUCGAGAGGAAGUCAGUGGGUGGGUAAGAGGCAUAUGCGGAACUCCCAUGCUCCAUUACCUGGGAGGAAAGGGGAACUUUUCGGAGUGGAAAGGGGCUAGUUGCUUUGCUUUCAACAAGAUGCACGCCGGCAAGAGAGAGCCUUUUGUGAUGGUCUUUCCUCCUCUGUAUACCACCAAGUGAAGCAAGGAAGAAGGCCAAACACACCCAGGUUGGGGCAGGGAGAAAUCCAGAGACCAAAGGUAAAACGGAAGAGGAAAUUUUGUCACGUGCCACAGAACUUCAGAAGAAGAGGAAGCAACCUUAUACAUGAAAUAAACAAGCUAAGAAAGUGGAAUAUCCUCAAUUGCAACAGGAAGAACUGUGCUCUCUGCUAAAGAACAGCCAGAGGUGGAGUAGUCCUUCUAGCAAGAAAGGGGAGAAAGGCAUAUUGGCAUUGUGUGGAAGACUGAUUUGAGAUCUAUCCCCCUGGGAGUUGACAGCUGCCCCAAUGCUGGAUCAUAGAACUAGGAUGGACAGAGCCAAGAAGGAGAGGGUGGAGCAGAUCCUGUCAGAGUUUAAGCUACAGGAAGAGGAUCUAAAGAAAAUCAUGUAUCGGAUGCAGAAGGAAAUGGACCGGGGACUAAAGCUGGAGACCCAUGAAGAGGCUUCUGUAAAGAUGUUGCCCACUUAUGUGCGCUCCACCCCUGAAGGUUCAGAAGUAGGCGAUUUCCUGUCUCUGGAUCUCGGGGGCACAAAUUUCCGAGUGAUGUUGGUCAAAGUGGGGGAAGGUGAAGAAGGGCAAUGGAACGUGAAGACAAAGCACCAAAUGUAUUCCAUCCCAGAGGAUGCCAUGACAGGAACAGCUGAAAUGCUCUUUGACUACAUAUCAGAAUGCAUCUCUGACUUCCUAGAUAAACACCAGAUGAAACACAAAAAGCUACCUCUGGGCUUUACAUUUUCCUUCCCUGUGAGACACGAGGACCUCGACAAGGGGAUCCUCCUGAACUGGACUAAAGGCUUCAAAGCAUCAGGAGCUGAAGGGAACAAUAUUGUGGGGCUGUUGAGAGAUGCCAUCAAACGGCGGGGGGACUUUGAGAUGGACGUGGUAGCAAUGGUCAACGACACAGUGGCAACCAUGGUGUCCUGCUAUUAUGAAGAUCACCGAUGUGAAGUAGGCAUGAUUGUAGGCACAGGUUGUAAUGCUUGCUACAUGGAAGAGUUACAGAAUGUAGAGCUGGUGGAAGGGGAUGAAGGCCGGAUGUGUGUCAACACUGAAUGGGGAGCUUUUGGAGCAUCAGGAGAGUUGGAUGAGUUCCUUUUGGAGUAUGAUCGUGUGGUGGACGAAACCUCGCUUAACCCCGGUCAGCAGCUGUAUGAGAAGAUCAUCGGUGGGAAGUACAUGGGAGAGAUUGUGCGGUUAGUGCUGCUAAAACUUGUCAAUGAAAAUUUGCUCUUCAACGGAGACGCUUCAGAGAAGCUCAAAACCAGGGGGUCCUUUGAAACUCGUUUUAUCUCACAGAUUGAAAGUGACCCUGGCGAUCACAAGCAGAUCUACAACAUCUUGAACUCCUUUGGGGUGAUACCUUCAGUAACAGACUGUGACAUUGUUCGUAUGGCAUGUGAGAGUGUUUCCACACGGGCUGCGCAGAUGUGUUCAGCGGGACUGGCUGGUGUCAUUAAUCGCAUGAGGAAGAGCAGGUGUGAGGAAACGUUGAAGAUUACUGUUGGAGUUGAUGGCUCUGUCUACAAGCUCCACCCCAGCUUCAAAGAUCGGUUCCAUGUAUCCGUCAGACAACUAACCCCGGGCUGCGAAAUCACUUUCCUGCAAUCCGAGGAAGGCAGCGGUCGGGGAGCGGCUCUCAUCUCUGCCGUAGCAUGCAAAAUGGCCUGUAUGAUGGGCCAGUGAAGUUUCGCUGGCAAAGGACCAUUGAAAGGGAAGCCAACCCACCCACCCCACCUGAGCGGUGCCUCCAUCCAGUGCCAUGAUGAGAGCACAAACAGCAGAAGGAAGGUUUCUCUUGGGGGGGGGGGGGAUAGAGCAAUACUGGGUUCCUCCAAAGCACCCCUAACCUCUAUCUGUAGACUACACAAUAACCAUGCCGAUUGCAGUCUCUCCUUUCUGUUUUUUAAAAUCUUCUCCACUAUUGCAAGGUCUGGAGUUUCAGAGUAUGCAAAAAAAACAUUUCAUUUAGUCUGACAGUAGGGUGGGGUUGAAGGAUGAGAAGGGAGUUAAUAUGUGUGUGUUUGCUUGUCUUGUUUCCUUUUCUGAUAUGCUCCAAAGAAGGGUUCUGGGCUAAACUGAAUCCAGUUGGCCCAAACAAUCAGAUACUGUUCCUUCCUCAACAAAUUAGGUUCAGGAGGGAAUUCAUAUCUUGUGCUUAUUCAUUAUUGGUGGCAGAAUGAUCAGCAGUGGCAGAGAAGGAUACUGAGUAGACCUCCUUAAUUUCCUGCCAGCUUCUGAGAUUUUUGGUGUUUUCACUGGCUGUUCCUUAAAUUCUUUUGUGAACAUGAACCCAAAGUAAUACGCUG
This is a messenger RNA of Heteronotia binoei (common prickly gecko), 2570 nucleotides long. It is a transcript of the gene GCK, whose product is annotated as glucokinase. The record is from RefSeq and is a predicted model, not a curated record. Gene Ontology annotation, molecular function: ATP binding; mannokinase activity; fructokinase activity. Lineage: Eukaryota; Metazoa; Chordata; Lepidosauria; Squamata; Gekkonidae. Gene Ontology annotation, cellular component: cytosol; mitochondrion. Bases 550 to 1947 code for a protein of 465 amino acids. Gene Ontology annotation, biological process: intracellular glucose homeostasis; glycolytic process; glucose 6-phosphate metabolic process. The transcript is spliced from 10 exons.